AUGGCCAAGUACUUUGACAUUGACGACAUACUUAUAGAGGAAGAGUUUGUCCCUGUGUUAUUCCAUAAAACAGCAAAUGGAGUGACUAUUGAUCUAAGUGCUGAGACAAGCUGUGUUGAACAAGGCGCUAAAGUUGAAUUACCUUUCUGGCUUGCUCAUGAGUUGUAUUUGAGACAAGCUGUGUCUAUAAACCUUCCUGCCUGUUUCGACCAAAAGACGAAGCUUGAAAUACAGGCUGAUGCAGCGUGUGUAGAUCUUAGAUCACGCUGUCCGUAUUUCUACGAAUUUGGGUGCAAGUUAGAGCCAUUAGUUACAGAUAGAACGAUUGGAAUCUUGCUAUCGACUGCGUUUAAGAUCAGAUACAAAGAGACACUGACAAAAGUAUACACCGCAGCUCAUAUAACAGCUUCCAAGUUCUUGCCACUCUUAACAAAAGAAGAAACAAACUUGUACGAAGCAGCUCACUUGUCUAUGACAGAGUUCAAGAAAUGGAGAGUAGGAGGUGCUCGAUUCCAGAGAGCUUCAAUACUUGGAAGAAAACGCAAGGAAACUUAUUAA
Messenger RNA from Arabis nemorensis, 558 nucleotides. NCBI's taxonomy places the organism in Eukaryota, Viridiplantae, Streptophyta, Magnoliopsida, Brassicales, Brassicaceae. The record is from the annotation of a GenBank genome assembly.